AAGACGGAGCCUUGCAUCUUUCUCAUUGGCCGUCCGUCCACCAAUGAGCAGCCCAGACGGGCCAGAGGGACUACAUAUGCAAAGCCUUGCUUCAUUAUUCAUGAGCUCCAAUUGUGGCUUUAAGUCCUUGAUUAGAAGAGUGCUAGAGCUUUUGGUCCCAACCGGCUGGCUGCUGUGCCUGUAGGCUUGUCACACGGAGGACCACUGUGCCUGAUUGCAGUGCUCUGACAGGAACGGAGCGAGGGAGAGGAGAGAGAGAGGAGAGAGAGAGAAGAAAGAGAGGAGGACAGGAGAGGAGAGGAGGAUAGCAGAAAAAAAACUUUGAUUCAUAGAGGAGGUUUUCUCAUAUUAUGGUGGCAGUGUGCAGAUGGAUUCUGUAGAACUUCCCGAGGGUUACUCUCUACACUCUGAACAACAAGAGUAGAAUGAACGUAUCAAAGGCCCAGGUUAAUAGCGAAGAUAAAUACGGCAAAUGUGGCAGUGCGUGGAGAAUGCAACAGACUUACGACCUCGACGCCACUCACAUGCGUGACACACAUGCACUUUAUAACCCAAGGCACCUGUGCAGAAUGUCCAGCAAAGAGCGCCACCUAGAGUCCAGCUGCCCGUCCUACAUUAAGACAGAGCCCUCCAGCCCCGCCUCCCUGGCUGACAGCAUCAACCACCACAGCCCUGGGGGCUCCAGUGACGCCAGCGGCUCCUACAGCUCUACCAUGAACGGCCACCAGAACGGCCUGGACUCCCCCACCCUGUACGGGCCUGGGGCCGGCCCCCUGGGCCCUGCAGGGGCCUCCAAGCGCUACGAAGACUGCUCCAGCACCAUUGGGGAGGACUCGCAGAUCAAGUGCGAGUACAUGUUGAAUUCCAUGCCCAAGCGGCUGUGCCUGGUGUGUGGCGACAUCGCCUCGGGCUACCACUACGGCGUGGCCUCCUGCGAGGCCUGCAAGGCCUUCUUCAAGAGGACCAUCCAAGGGAACAUUGAGUACAGCUGCCCUGCCACCAACGAGUGUGAGAUCACUAAGAGGAGACGCAAGUCCUGCCAAGCCUGUCGCUUCAUGAAGUGUCUAAACGUCGGCAUGAUGAGAGAAGGUGUGCGGCUGGACCGAGUGCGUGGUGGCAGACAGAAGUACAAGCGCCGGAUAGACGCUGAGAACAGCCCCUACCUCAACCCUCAACUGGCCCUGCCUCCCAAAAAGCCAUUUCCCUUUGGCUGCCUUGCAGAUAACAAGAUCGUGUCGCACCUGCUGGUGGCUGAACCAGAGAAGAUCUACGCCAUGCCAGACCCCACCGUCCCCGACAGUGACAUCAAGGCCCUUACCACGCUUUGUGACCUGGCUGACAGAGAGCUGGUGGUCAACAUUGGCUGGGCCAAACACAUCCCAGGUUUCUCCACGCUGUCGCUGGCAGACCAGAUGAGUCUACUGCAGAGUGCAUGGAUGGAGAUUCUGAUCCUGCGUGUGGUGUACCGCUCGCUGUCCUUCGAGGACAAGCUGGUGUAUGCUGAGGACUACAUCAUGGACGAGGACCAGUCCAAGCUGGCAGGUCUACUUGAUCUCAACAACGCCAUACUGCAACUGGUGAAGAAAUACAAAGUCAUGAAGCUGGAGAAGGAGGAGUUUGUUACUCUCAAGGCUGUAGCUUUGGCUAACUCAGACUCCAUGCACGUAGAGGAUGUGGAGGCGGUGCAGAAGCUCCAGGAUGUGCUCCACGAGGCCCUGCAGGACUACGAGGCAGGCCAGCACCCGGAGGACCCUCGUCGGGCAGGCAAGCUGCUGAUGACCCUGCCCCUGCUCCGCCAGACCUCCACCAAGGCUGUGCAGCACUUCUACAGCAUCAAGCAGGAUGGCAAGGUCCCCAUGCACAAACUCUUCCUGGAACUGCUGGAGGCCAAGGUCUGAUUGGCCAACCACGUCCACCACCUCUGAAAUGUCAGUCAAUCACACACAGGCUCCUCCCAUUGACCCCCCCAAAACCCCACAUGACAUCUGAAUUUCCCAAACUCGCCACCCACUGAGAAAGAUCGGUGGGAGUAACCUCUGAACUUUAAUCUCUGACCUCCGUGCAUUAGGGGAGACACUGACACUGAGACGAGAUCUCUGCUGGAGGGUCGUCUGUGUACAAACUAUAGCCAAGUCAUAAACCAGCUACCAUAACAAUGGCACUGUAAACUAUUGACUAUCGACCUCGUGUCACUUAUACAUAUAAGAAUUAUUAACAAUGUGAUUAUUGACUAUUGACUGCUAAAAAUAUUGAAAGGAGUAAUUUAAAAAAGAAAAGAGAGAGAGAGAGACACUGCUCUGGUUGUCUUAGCAGCAGAUAGACUGUAAAGCUUCUUCUUCUCAGUUUCCCAGUUUUUACAGGACAUGCUCUGCGGAAGAAAAAAUAACAUUAACACGUACUUUUUGUUGAUGAUUUUCAUGAAGAAAUGGAUAACGGAAAGAUAAGACAAGAGGAGGGGAGACUUGCCCUGCCAAAGGAUGGAGAUCCAUUCAGUUGAUGUCCAGCAAACUUAACCAUCAGCCCCAAACACCUCAUCUGAUAGUCUGAGGCACCAUCUGGCCUGCUUAACUACAGUGUUAAAACACACACAAAGUUCCCACAUGCCAGCCGAUAAGAUCGUUGUCAUCACCCCCAGCCUUCCCUUUGGAUUUGUCAUUUGAAUCACUUACAGAUAUUAGACUUCCUCUUUACUCCUUUCUGUUGUCUUCCAAAGUGUUUUUACAGACAAGAAGUAGUGGCUUGAUUGUUAUUGUUUUCAGGGAGAUGGUGAAGCUUUAGUCACUCAUGCAAUAUGAAUGAGAGGUACAGGAGUGCUGAAGGGACAUAUUUAUGGUUGUUGCAACUUUUUUGGUCUUAUUUUUAUUGAAAUGAAUAAUGGUGUCAGUAUAUGGUUCGGUCAUCAUAUAUGGUCAAUGAUUAUUUUAUUUAGUUUAUAUUGUGUUAAUAAGAAAUCAAUCAAUGAAUGUUUAUUUCUAUCAGCUUUACCACUUUCAGCAAUUAUAUAUGAAUAUAUAUAUAUAUAAAUAUAUAUAUGGAUCGAAUUUGAUCUUCUCCAAGCAAUAGUCAUUUAAAAUGAGGGUGCAUAUUAACAUGUAUGCAAUUAAUGUUUGUGCCAGUCUUCGUUGGGAAAUGUUAACAUUUCUACCAGGUGUAGCUUCUCUCUCUGUGCUUGCCAUAGGCUAUUAGAUGACAUAGUCUUAGAUUCAAACUAACCCAAGGGUAGGGAGGCACCAUGAAUGUGGAGGCAAGCAAAUAACUCAUGCCCUUGUACCAACAACAGUAAUCUAUAGCCAAGAUAUAAUACUAAACUAGCAUUUAGGAAAGCUAAACUGCAACUGGGUCAUAGGAAGGAAUGAGGUUGGGAUUUGGUCCAGGGUUUUUGUAAACAGAUUAAGAACACCAAUAUCCGAAAUCUAGAUUAUGACGUAAUCUAAUAUAAAAUGGCAACUGGUUCCAGUUGAGAACCUAAACGAUAAAUCAAGUAACCUACGUCACUCUCUGUAACAAAUAUGUCAGUAUUAUUAGUAAGGGGUAUUUUCUGAACCUUCUUAACCAUUGUAUAUUGUAAAUUAACAGAUUAUAAAUCUAAUCUAAUACAUUUUAUUGGAAUAAAAUGAAAAAAAAUGAAAAAAAAUGAAAAAUUGUAGUUCAGCCUCUCAGUGUUUCAUGUUUGUUGUGUUUUUUCUGAAAGCGCUCCCUUUCUUUUCUUUCGUCGCUUUUGUUUCUUCCCUUUUGUUUCGUUCAACGUCAUCGUUGUGUACUUUCUGGUGGUGGUUCCAGUGCUCGUGGCGUGCGCUUUUUUAGACACAGGGUAGAAGUAGAUCAAAUACUCUAAAGUUAAGGUGUUCUCACAUACCUACCGACUCACCAGGAAACAAGGCUCUUCUAUUUAGCUAGUUCUGCUAAAUCAACAGAU
This is a messenger RNA of Oncorhynchus keta (chum salmon), 3916 nucleotides long. Its product is annotated as estrogen-related receptor gamma-like. The record is from RefSeq and is a predicted model, not a curated record. The transcript has 8 exons. Gene Ontology annotation, molecular function: nuclear steroid receptor activity; zinc ion binding; sequence-specific DNA binding. Gene Ontology annotation, cellular component: nucleus. Gene Ontology annotation, biological process: regulation of DNA-templated transcription. Bases 426 to 1898 code for a protein of 490 amino acids. Lineage: Eukaryota; Metazoa; Chordata; Actinopteri; Salmoniformes; Salmonidae.